AUGGCUCCCUCCGCUGAACCUACAGCAGAGCUAUCGCACCUCGCCAAGGCCGACGGCUCUGCCACAUUCUCAUACGGUGGAUAUGCCGUGAUAGCCGCAGUGAACGGCCCCGUCGAGGCCCAACGGCGAGAUGAGAACGCUUUUGAGGCUCUGGUGGACGUCAUUGUUCGUCCUGCCGCUGGCGUAGGAGGAACCCGUGAGAGGCAGCUCGAGUCCAUCAUGCAGGCGGCGCUUAGACAACUCAUCCCUGUGAGAGAUUAUCCUCGGUGUGUGAUCCAGAUCACUCUUCAGGUUGCCGAGACACCUGAGAACGCCUAUGUCAAUGCAAAGCUAGUUCAAGCGCAAUUGAACCUCCCUAUCAUUCCCGCGCUUCUUCACACAGCCAUCCUAGGACUCCUCACCGCCGCCAUUCCUCUCAAGACAAUUGGCGCUGCGACUCUCCUUGCCAUUCCCGAAGAGGAGGGCAAAGACAUCAUCGUCGAUCCAACCGCCGUAGACAUUGACCAUGCCAAGUCUGUCCACGUUCUUGCCUUCACCUCUCCCGACAAUCUGCUCCUGUCAGAGAGUGAGGGAGCUUUCUCUCCCGGUGAAUGGGCCAAGGUUCUCGAGGUUGGACAGCGUAUAUGCUGUGAGCACCAGCAGCCCGGCUUCGACACAGCAAUGUCCGGUGACGAUAUUGAGUCCAAGAGCAUGCGACAGUUCAUCCGCUCAGCCAUGGAAACCAAAGUGGCGGAAGACCUGUACUGGAAAUGA
Fusarium sp. VM40 is the source of this 753-nucleotide messenger RNA. Lineage: Eukaryota; Fungi; Ascomycota; Sordariomycetes; Hypocreales; Nectriaceae. The record is from the annotation of a GenBank genome assembly.